Molecule: messenger RNA, 1722 nt
Organism: Oldenlandia corymbosa var. corymbosa
Lineage: Eukaryota; Viridiplantae; Streptophyta; Magnoliopsida; Gentianales; Rubiaceae
Source: the annotation of a GenBank genome assembly
AAAAAAAACAAUAUACACACUGAAAAAAUGCAGUUCACGUCCCUAUAAAUACUUCUUCCAAACUCAAUUCAUCAACUACAUUACCUUCUCUCAAUCUUCAAAUUCCCAUUCAUUCGUUUUGUUUUUUCCCCCUUGAAUUCUGAGGUGUUUACUUAAGUAUAUAUAACAUGGAAUUACCAACAAUGACGAGGACCUUCAACGUGAGGAGGCAAGAGGCCGAGCUGGUUUUACCAGCUCGCCCUACUCCCACCGAAACCAAACCCUUAUCCGACAUUGAUGAUCAAGAAGGUCUACGCUUUCCGAUGACCUUCAUACAUUUUUACCCGAAAAACGACAAGAAGCAAGAAGACGAUCCUGCGAAAGUGAUCAAAUCAGCGUUAGCAGAGGCACUCGUAUCUUAUUACCCAUUUGCCGGGCGACUCAAGGAAUUACCGGACAAGAAGCUGGUAGUAGAGUGUACCGGAGAAGGCGUGUUGUUUGUCGAGGCGGAUGCCGAUGUGACGUUGGAGGAGCUCGGGGAGGAGAUUCAUCCCCCGUUUCCUUGCUUGGAUGACUUGUUGUUUGAUGUACCGGAGUCCGAUGGGAUUCUCAACUGUCCUUUGCUCACGAUACAGGUGACGCGUCUUCGAUGCGGCGGUUUCAUCUUCGCUCUCAACCUGAACCACACCAUGGCCGACUCCCUCGGCCUCGUCCAAUUCGAGAACGCCAUCGCCGAAAUAGCCCGAGGAGACUCCUCUGGCGUCCCGUCUGUAACGCCGGUGUGGGCCCGGGAGCUCCUGAACGCGAGAAACCCUCCCUCGGAAACUUGCACCCACCGCGAGUUCAUCCCCAUUUCCAACACCAAGAGGACCAUCUUCCCCUUCGACCCCCGCGAGUUCGUGCACAAAUCCUUCUACUUCAGCCCGGAGGACAUCGCCGCCCUCCGUUCCUCCCUCCCGUCCGAGCUGAAAUGCUCCACCUUCGACGUCCUCAUCGCUUGCCUCUGGCGCUGUCGCACCAUCGCCCUCGAAUUCGAACCCGACGAGGAAGUGAGGACGCUUUACUUCAUAAACGCUCGUUCCCGGUUUAACCCUCCCUUGCCGGAAGGGUUUUACGGGAACGCCAUCGCUUCCCCACCAGUGGUAUCAACAGCCGGAGAACUCAUUACUAACCCGCUCAGCUACGUAGUUGAGUUGGUUAGAAAACCUAAGGCGGAAGUUACGGAGGAAUACAUGAAGUCUUUGGCGGAUCUCAUGGUUCUACGAGGGCGUCCGAGGCUGACGUUGGUGUCCACGUACAUGGUUUCGGACUUGACGAGGAUCGGGUUCGAUGACGUGGAUUUCGGGUGGGGAAAACCGGUUUACGCCGGUGCCGCCAGAGCGGCGGCGGAGUUGAUACCCGGGGUGGCUACUUAUUUUUCGCCCAGGGUGAGUAAGGAAGGAGAGAAAGGAGUUGUUGUUCCAGUUUGCUUGCCCAAAUUGGCCAUGGAAAAGUUUGCUAAAGAGGUUGCUUCAAUGGUGAAGAGGAACAUUUAGGAUGAGAUAUUCAUCAUGAUUGAGCGCAAACGUAUUCGAUGAAGGAUUUUGAUUUCAUUUUUGCAACCUUAUGUGACAUCAAUAAAAAAAAAUUAUUUAUUCUGAAUUUCUGUAUUUUCUGGAUCAUUAAAAAAUAUGUAAUUAGAAAUUGAAAUCGUCCAAUCAUCAUAUUUAUUUUCUUUUGGUUCAUUGUUAUAUUUUCAUGGCA